Cucumis sativus (cucumber) is the source of this 3259-nucleotide messenger RNA. Its product is annotated as ATP-dependent DNA helicase homolog RECG, chloroplastic. Gene Ontology annotation, biological process: DNA repair; DNA recombination. The transcript is spliced from 15 exons. Lineage: Eukaryota; Viridiplantae; Streptophyta; Magnoliopsida; Cucurbitales; Cucurbitaceae. Bases 109 to 3036 code for a protein of 975 amino acids. Gene Ontology annotation, molecular function: nucleic acid binding; ATP binding; DNA helicase activity. The record is from RefSeq and is a predicted model, not a curated record.
AGUUUUUGUAUUGCGUAUCGACCAUCGAGAGAGCGUGCGAGAAUGGUGUGGGUUAAAGGGUCGAACCCAUGAGGCAUUACCAUUUCUUACUAUGAACUGCUUGAAAUUAUGGCGAAAUACCAAAUUCAGACUAGUAGAUUAGCGCAUCAUCUCUUCUGUCUCAGGUCCCAUUAUGUUCUCUCCAUGCUACCAAAACUGUGCCUAAGAACAAAGCACAAAUUUGCUGGUAAUCUGUUUGAACUUGGUAAAUAUGCCACUGCAACCAUCCCGAUUCGACCGAAGUUGCUCAUUAAGAUAUCAGAUGUAAUGGCUCAUGAUGAUUGUAUUGAGAAUGGACAAUACAACAAUCGAUCCAAUUCAAUUCCAUCAGAUCCAGACGAAGAUUGUGAUGUUUCUAAAGCAUGUAAAAAAUUUCCAUCCAUCAAGUUGGGAAGUUCUCCUCCAGUUGAAUUAUUUGAUGGCUCGACAUGCCAUUCAGAUAUUGUGAGUUUUUUAGAAGCUAAAAGCGGCAAGAAUUUUUUUCUGAAUUCAACUUGUGAAGAGUGUGAACAAGAUAGUCUGGAUGGAACCUUGUCUUCUCUGUACCCUGUCCUUCCAGAUGUAGAAAAUUCUUCAGUUAGAGAAGAAUAUACUUUGCCCACUGGUUCAUCCCUUCUGCCUAUAAAUAUUGAGACUGGAACAAUUUUGAGUAAUCCAACAGUAGAUGGAGAUUCUUCAAAAAAGAAGUCAGAAUCAGAAAAUAAGGGAGUAUCUGGAAGGUCAUUUCUUGACCAAUCAGUUGGUUGCAUAUCUGGCUUAAGUAAGAGGCACCAGCGCCAGCUUGAAGAUAGUGGCUUUCACACGUUAGGCAAAUUACUACAUCAUUUUCCUCGGACCUAUGCCGAUUUACGGAAUCCUCAGGUUCAUAUUGAUGAUGGACAAUACAUAAUAUUUAUAGGAAAAGUCUUGUCAUCAAGGGGAAUCAGAGCUAGUUACUCCUUUUCAUUUCUUGAGGUAGUUGUGUGCUGUGAAAUUGCAGAAAGAGAAUCACAUUCUGGUUGUACAGUUGAUGAUAGUACUGGUGGAAAGAAGAAAAUUUAUUUGCACUUGAAGAAAUUUUUUCGUGGUAAUCGGUUUACGUUCAAGCCUUUUCUAAGUAGUCUUGGAGAGAAGCAUAAAGAGGGAGAGGUUGUUUGUGUAAGUGGUAAGGUAAGGACUAUGCCAUCUGAAGAUCACUAUGAGAUGAGGGAAUAUAACAUUGAUGUUCUUCAAGACGAAAAGAAUGUGCCACUUUAUGCAAAGGAGAGGCCAUAUCCUAUAUAUCCUUCUAAAAGGGGAUCGAGUCCAACAUUUCUUAGAGAUAUUAUAGCCAGAGGCAUAGAUGCAUUGCCUAUCAAUGUGGAUCCCAUUCCGGAAGACAUAACUCAGGGUUUUGGGCUGUUACGUCUUCGUGAUGCAUAUAACGGGAUUCAUCGGCCAAAUAGUAUAAAGGAAGCUGAUUUGGCUCGCAAACGUCUUAUGUUUGACGAGUUUUUUUACCUGCAGUUGGCACGCUUGUUCCAAAUGCUGGAAGGUCUGGGUACAAGAAUAGAGAAAGAUUGUUUGCUGGACAAGUAUCGUCAACCUCAUUUAAAUGCUGCAUAUAUGAAGGAUUGGGCUUACCUCACCCAAAAGUUCCUUAAAGCCCUUCCGUAUUCCCUUACAGUGAGUCAGAUGAAAGCUAUUGCAGAAAUUAUAUGGGACUUGAAGCGACCAAUUCCUAUGAAUAGGCUCUUGCAGGGUGACGUAGGAUGUGGGAAGACAAUCGUUGCUUUUCUGGCAUGCAUGGAAGUUAUAGGCACUGGAUAUCAGGCAGCAUUCAUGGUUCCGACUGAGUUACUUGCUAUUCAGCAUUAUGAGCACUUGCUUGGUUUAUUAGAGAACAUGGAAGGGGUCGAGAAUAAACCUUCGGUUGCUUUACUGACAGGUUCUACCUCAUCAAAACAAUCACGGAUGAUUCGCGAGGGUCUGCAAUCAGGAGAGACUUCUUUAGUUAUUGGAACUCAGAGUCUAAUAUCGGAAAAAGUGGAGUUCUCUGCUUUACGCAUUGCAGUUGUGGAUGAGCAGCACCGUUUUGGUGUAGUCCAGAGAGGGAAGUUUGGUAGUAAGUUAUUCAACAACUCUAUAAGUUCGAAAAUUGCGGCAGAGCACGCUGAUGGAACCUCAAGUGGAAAUUUCUCUAUGGCUCCUCAUGUUCUUGCCAUGUCAGCCACUCCUAUUCCAAGGACGCUUGCUCUUGCAUUGUAUGGAGAAAUGUCGCUGACUCAUAUUACUGAUUUGCCUCCUGGACGGGUACCAGUCAAAACAUAUUCAAUUGUGGGUAACGAUGAAGGCUUUGAGAAAGUUUAUGAGAUGAUGCUGGAUGAGUUAGAUAAAGGAGGGAAGGUGUAUCUUGUAUAUCCAGUGAUUGAGCAAUCUGAUCAACUGCCUCAGCUUCGUGCUGCUUCAGAAGAUCUUCAAUCCAUUUCUUACAGGUUUCAGGGCUAUAACUGUGGGUUGUUGCACGGGAAAAUGAAGAAAGAUGAAAAAGAGGAAGCGUUACGGAGAUUUCGAAACGGAGAUACGCAGAUACUACUUUCUACACAAGUGAUCGAGGUUGGAGUGGAUGUUCCUGAUGCAUCAAUGAUGGUUGUUAUGAAUGCUGAGAGGUUUGGAAUUGCUCAGCUCCAUCAAUUAAGAGGACGAGUUGGACGUGGAAUGAAGAAGUCUAGGUGCAUCUUGGUGGCAUCUACUACAAGCAGCUUAAGUCGGUUGAAGGUGUUGGAGAAUUCAUCUGAUGGUUUUCAUUUGGCAGAAGUUGAUCUUCUUUUACGUGGGCCUGGUGAUUUGCUUGGUAAAAAGCAGUCAGGACAUCUUCCAGAAUUUCCAAUUGCAAGAUUGGAGGUAGAUGGGAAUAUUUUGGAAGAUGCACAUCUUGCCGCUUUGAAAAUUUUAAGCAUUUCUCAUGAUUUGGAGCAGUUUCCUGCCCUGAAGAUGGAGCUUAGCAUGAGGCAGCCACUUUGUCUACUUGGUGAUUAGGUUUCUUCCAUAUUUUAAACUUGAACUCAAUAUGUAUUUGCAUUUGUACAGAUAGUGUAGUCAGUUUUUAUCCAAGCAUCAGUAAAUAUUUUGAUGCAUUUACCAUUAUUGAUCAAUCAUUUUAGCGAUGUGAAUACAAUUUUAGGUUAAAAUACAAUCUUUGAUUUUGUAUUUUGAGAUUUGUUUAAUUUUAGUUGAUAUACGUUAAAAUAUUCAACUUUAA